Molecule: messenger RNA, 763 nt
Organism: Populus trichocarpa (black cottonwood)
Lineage: Eukaryota; Viridiplantae; Streptophyta; Magnoliopsida; Malpighiales; Salicaceae
Product: iron-sulfur assembly protein IscA, chloroplastic
Exons: 3
Coding region: 102-638 (178 amino acids)
Biological process (GO): iron-sulfur cluster assembly
Cellular component (GO): chloroplast stroma
Molecular function (GO): iron-sulfur cluster binding; protein-macromolecule adaptor activity
Source: RefSeq, a predicted model, not a curated record
GUUCAACUUACAAGGACUAGUAAUCAAAUCUUGAACGGCCACGAUCUUCUAAUCAAACCUUAAUCAAUCCAUCCCCGUAGGAGGCAAGGAGAAGUCCACAAAUGGCGUUUUUCUCUUCGACAGCAGCACCACCGCACUCUCCUCUUCUUCCAUCGCCAAAUUACACUAGUACAAAAACUCUCUCUUUCUCUUCACCUCCAAAUUCCCUCUCUUUCCGAUUCUCGAAAUCAAAUUUCAGCCGUCGAAACCAUCCUCUCUCCCUUCGAUCAACUUCAUCUCCAGCUGCGCCGCCGUCGGAGGGGGUGGCGCCGGCGAUAUCCGUGACGGAGAAUGCGUUGAAGCAUUUGAAUAGGAUUAAAAAUGAUAGAGAUGAAGAUCUGUGCUUAAGAAUUGGGGUCAAACAAGGUGGAUGCUCUGGCAUGUCUUACACCAUGGAUUUUGAAAAUCGAGCCAAUGCUAGACCUGAUGAUUCCAUCAUUGAAUACAACGGAUUUGCAAUUGUUUGUGAUCCAAAGAGCCUCCUCUUCCUAUUUGGGAUGCAAUUGGAUUAUAGCGAUGCUCUUAUUGGUGGAGGUUUCUCUUUCAAGAACCCAAAUGCAACAAAGACAUGUGGUUGUGGUAAAUCCUUUGCAGCAUAGAUUUGAAGUGAUGUGUACAAAAAAUAUUUAACAGAGAACAUGCACAACUCUGAAAUUGUUACCGACUUUAUGUUGAAGAUGUGUACAUGAGAAAAUAAUUUAUAGUUUAUGUAGUCUUUUGGCAA